AGUCGGAAAUGGAGUAACAUGUCGUAGUGACUACAGGGAACGAAUCUAUCUGCGUUUCUGAAUACAAUGGAGCUGAAUGGAACGUAAUGAUAAUUGAAGGCGAAAAAUAAAACUGGCAUUUUAAUUCUUGCGUCAUUUUAUCAACCCGAUGAUGUUCGCCAACAAAAAGAACAGUUUGCCACCGAGACCCCACAUACCGAGCCAUGAACAGAUGUUAGAGGACCUCGACAAAGCCACAGUAGACGACGUGGCGUUCAAGAUCAUAAAUGAAUUGUGCACAAAAGAUGGUUCGACAGGUAGUAAUAACUCUGAUGAUAUAUACCAGAAAGUCAAAACCUACUUGAAUACCAGACAGCAGUUAAAGCAGCUGGAAAGUACCUUGAAAAAGGAGGGAGAACAAUUGCGCGCGGAUAAUGAAGAAAUAAAAAGGCUUGCAGAUGAAAUUAAGAAGCAGGCGCAAGCCGCUCUGGUAACACAGUAAAGAAAAUUAAUUUAUACACCUUGUGAUUAAAAAUUGUUUUAUUAUCUCAAAUAGAAAUUACGGAACAUUAAAUUACUUGCAUAUAAUAAUUUAUUCCACAAAAUUCUGUUAAUUUUGUUAAUAAUAAAUAAAAAUCUUUAUCUGAUAAAUUUUA
Monomorium pharaonis (pharaoh ant) is the source of this 635-nucleotide messenger RNA. Its product is annotated as UPF0449 protein C19orf25. The transcript has 2 exons. The record is from RefSeq and is a predicted model, not a curated record. NCBI's taxonomy places the organism in Eukaryota, Metazoa, Arthropoda, Insecta, Hymenoptera, Formicidae. Bases 149 to 481 code for a protein of 110 amino acids.